Molecule: messenger RNA, 587 nt
Organism: Vollenhovia emeryi
Lineage: Eukaryota; Metazoa; Arthropoda; Insecta; Hymenoptera; Formicidae
Exons: 3
Coding region: 106-468 (120 amino acids)
Biological process (GO): mitochondrial electron transport, cytochrome c to oxygen
Source: RefSeq, a predicted model, not a curated record
GUCACUACGCGGCGACAGUGUCUACGGCCUAAACGGGGGCUCAGUGAUCGCGCGGAGGUCGGGUAGACCCGUUGGUUGCUGUUGGUUGCGCAACUGCGAGUAGAAAUGCCGUUUUACCAAUACAACUCGUUCACCGGCAGGCUGAAGCCGUCCGGGAACCUUCAGCCGCUGUAUCCCAUCUCUCCUCUUCCUUUACAGAAGUCAGAGCCAGUGAUGAUUUACGACUCCAUCAAGACGAAGCCGGUGACGGUUACGCCCAAGGCGAGCUACUGCACCGACAAACCGCCCACCCUUGACCCGAAAUUGUGGUCGAAGUACAAGCACUUCCAGGCUGCGAUAGAGAAGCCGGUGUACCUGGCAGGUGGCAAGAAGGACAAGAUGCUGUUCGCAUUCACAGUCGCGUACGUCAGCGUUUGUACGGUACAGUCACUCGUGUUUGUCGCGAAGGAAUGCUUAAAUCUUAUAUAAACAGAAUAAGUGGGUAUUGUGUAGAUAAUAAAUAUUGUAUAGAUUCUUCUGCUAUCGCGAUUCCGCAUUGGCACUGCGAGUGUUAAUGCUGGAAAAUAAAAGAUAAUUGUCAGAUUUCA